Saprolegnia diclina VS20 is the source of this 626-nucleotide messenger RNA. RefSeq lists its product as hypothetical. Lineage: Eukaryota; Oomycota; Saprolegniomycetes; Saprolegniales; Saprolegniaceae. Bases 1 to 594 code for a protein of 197 amino acids. The record is from RefSeq and is a predicted model, not a curated record. The transcript has 2 exons.
AUGCGCUGUGGGCGCCGGCAUUUGACAAGGGAGGUUGCAGUCGCGGACCUUCUCGCCUUGCAGAAUCCAGACGAGCCCAGCGCGACGAAAGCAUCGUUUAGCAUCAAGUACCUCAAUCAUCAUAUCCCGCUUCUUGAGGCCCGCGUACGCUUGCACCGCGCGCACAUUCAGACGCUCCAGCAUCUGCAGAUUGAUGGCCGCAUGUUUGAGCUCUGCAAGCUCCCUCCGACCGACGACGGUGACGGCCAAGUCGACCUCGCGACGUACUUGACAGAGCCGCAGAAGGUGCGCGCGCGCCACCAAGGGCUACUGGUGCUGAACGUGCUUCAAAGUCUUCACGAGAUCGACACGGCAAGCCUCGAGAUGCACCGAGAAGAUCUUGCAAACAACGGCGUCGCCAUGUGUGAGCCUUGCCCCGUGCGGACACGGCUCGACUGCGCAGACGAGGCGCUCCGAGCGUACGGUCUUCAAGAGCGCUACACAGCGCGAACCGUCGCGGGCUGGGUGGCCGAGUUCUUGUCGACGAUCGCCCUUCGCCGAGAUACGCGCGGGCGUACGAGACGCACCACGGCUGGAGCGUCGGUAGUGAUAUAAAAGCUUCAGUACGUGCGUCGAUUCACUGGUCA